Molecule: messenger RNA, 492 nt
Organism: Thermothelomyces thermophilus ATCC 42464
Lineage: Eukaryota; Fungi; Ascomycota; Sordariomycetes; Sordariales; Chaetomiaceae
Exons: 6
Coding region: 1-492 (163 amino acids)
Source: RefSeq, a predicted model, not a curated record
AUGCGCCGUCGAGCGCGGUCCGUGCCAAUUCUGCCGAUCGCGAACCAACAGUCUGCUCUCAAUUCAGAGCUUGCGGCGUCCGGGCAUUUCCAGGAUGAAGGUGGCGGGAGUUUCAUGAUUAUAAUUCGUGCAACUGAGUCGGGUUCUGCCCGGUCCUCGUGGACCCAGCCUCAACGCGGUACUACUCCGGGACCCCAUGCCGUCGACCGGUGUAUCGCACUAGCUGUGAUAUCCCGCACCCCUCCCCUCCGCGCCGCAGCGGGAGGCGGCGAGAUCACGGCAUGCACGCCCGUACGUGUGUAUGUUCUAUUCCAAAUGAUCACCCUGGACCCUUUUUUCUGGUUCAACACAGCAUUAUCAUCAUCAUCAACCCAAAAUGCGUCCGACAAGCGGCAGACAAAAGUCUAUCCAAGACAUGGUUGCUCGAGUGUCUCGGACGGCAGCAUGUGUUGGUGUAGCUACAUCCAGGACAAUACCAGAACUCACGCGUAG